AGGAGAAACCCGAAGAGAAUGCUGAAGGUGGCGACGACGCUGGGGGAGGAGAUGAGGAGGGCGAGGAUGAAGUCCUUCAGGUUGCGAAGACGCGAAAGAUCAGCAAGGAGCAGUUCUUCAAGGAAGUUUCGGAUCGCACCAACCCUCCCUCAAGGGGUGAUACGGAGCAGGAGCGCGAUCACUGGUCUCGCCCAAGGCGAUGGCAGGUGAGGCUUUGGCAGGUGCGGAUCGAAAACAUGACGGACGAGGCCAUUUUGGUCUUCGGAAAUUUCAUCUUCGGCGGCACCAAGGAGGAAUUCUUGGUGAAGACUGGUGGCAAGGAGCCCUCCAUCUGGGUGGCUGGCCGGGUCCUCGGCGAUCCUCGGGGAUCAGUUGGAUCAGUUUCUUCGCUCCGAGGUGAUGAAGGUGUGAUCCUUCGAACACCUGUGGUGCAGGAUAUUCCAGGCUUUUUGGCGGAAUUUGAGGGGGGUCUGAUGGUUGGCCAGUUCAAAAGGUUCAGUGGAGCCGAUUUGGAUGGCAAAGCCUAUCGGCAGUGGAAACUAUGGCACCUCGAGGAGAACCCUUCUGGUGAGAUCUUCUCGGAGCAGGAGACGGUCGAGAUCCUUGCUGCGUCGUGGAAAGACAAGAGGGCAGAAAUAUCAUUUCUGGAGAAGAGCUGCAGAUUCAACCAGGCGAACAUCGUCAAAAAAAAGUUCGUUGUGGAAGUGGGCGAUGUGAGGAAGCAGACUCGCUGCUUCAAGUGCCAGAAGGCUCUGGAGCGUCUGGUUCCGACGACAGCUGAGCAGGGUCCGGUAGAUCCGGCACCUCUGUCUCAUGAGGAAGCCAGGCUUUUGUGCGAGCUGCUGGACCGCAUGGAUGCCCAGGGUCGUGUCCCAGGUCAUGAGGAGCUUCUUUUCACCGAAGGCAUGAUGAGGGCUAUGGCCGACAGUAGCAAGCUUCUGAGGUCUGAGAACGAGGAUGCAGGCUUCGAGGGCUAUGAAUGUGUGGGCACUCCUCGAGCUAAACAGUUCCAUCUGGAUGGUCCGACGGGAUCUCAGGCUCCAGUGCCGCCCAAUUCUAAGACUGGAUUGAAGCUCCCUCCCGGAGUGACAGACCUGAAGGAUUGGGGGACCACCAUUUGCAAGCUACCCAAAGUCGCGUCCAUGAAGCUGUCUUAUGACGAUAUGGUGAUGGACCAAGAAUCACGGCAGCUACCUUCACUUGGUGUUGGCGCAUGGAGCCAAUCGUGGUGGAGGUUCGUGGGCGCAAGAGCCGUCCGAACUGAGGAUGAGAGUGAUGGUGAAGACACCGAAUGCGAAUUUGAUGUGGCCUUUGAAUGGCAGGGGAGUUAUCUGGAUUUGGAGCGGCAAACUUUGAGACUGGAGAUUUGGAACUGGGCUCGCUGGAGGAUCAACAAAUUCGAUUGUUUCUGCGAGGAGCCAUUGCUGAGUUUUGCCAAGGGCCCCGUCCAGAACGAAAUGGAGUGUAACAAGGUGGACAAGUUCGGCAAGAAACAGCCACGCGUGCAGGUGGCCUUCAAGUUGUUCUUCCAGGAAAUCUAUGACUUUGAACUGACCAUGCCAGUCUGGCGUGCCAGUACUGUGCCCACCUGCAAACGUCUUCUAGAGAGGCUGAGGGACGGCAUUGAAGAUGAGGACGAAGAGCUCACUGGAGUGCCUUGCCUUGGAAAUCCAUGGGGAACGAUGGACGAAGUACCAGAGCGCGCACGACUCGGCAGACGGGCGCCAAGGAACAGGCCUUGCAACGAACCGCCUGCCAUGGAGAAACCGGGCACCCCGGGGACAGCAGAAGUGCAGCUUGUUGCACCCAGUGGUCUCCUGCAGACCUUGCAGCUUCGGAUUGAUGCCCCGGCAGCGGAGACGAUCAGGACGUCCUUGAAGGAAAUGGGCAAAGAGGCGAAAGGUGCCGGGUUUUUCCAUGGUUUUUUCCAGCCGUGUUUUGGGCACUAA
Messenger RNA from Cladocopium goreaui, 1949 nucleotides. The record is from the annotation of a GenBank genome assembly. NCBI's taxonomy places the organism in Eukaryota, Dinophyceae, Suessiales, Symbiodiniaceae.